Molecule: messenger RNA, 231 nt
Organism: Cylindrotheca closterium
Lineage: Eukaryota; Bacillariophyta; Bacillariophyceae; Bacillariales; Bacillariaceae
Source: the annotation of a GenBank genome assembly
AUGCGUCUAGUACAGCCUGCAAGCUCGGUUGCCAUCAAUGAAGAGCAAAAGCAAGUAAAUAUUGCAGACGUUCUGGGAACGAAGUAUCAACUGUUCACUGAUAGACACAAGUUCUCAGACGGAGCUCAACGAGAGGUGAUGUCAUUUGACAAAGUAGAAUAUUUCCAUCGAGGAGGGGCAAAACUGGAUAGAGAAUCAACCGCGAAUCUCGAAUCAACCACAGGGAGGUGA